This is a messenger RNA of Melopsittacus undulatus (budgerigar), 3402 nucleotides long. It is a transcript of the gene KLHL8, whose product is annotated as kelch like family member 8. Gene Ontology annotation, molecular function: protein binding. The transcript has 10 exons. NCBI's taxonomy places the organism in Eukaryota, Metazoa, Chordata, Aves, Psittaciformes, Psittaculidae. The coding region runs from base 110 to 1963 and encodes 617 amino acids. The record is from RefSeq and is a predicted model, not a curated record.
AGACAUAUCAAUAUUUCUAAAUGUUUAAUUUGAACAAGAAGAUUGCUGGCUUGCUCUCAGCAAACAAUGGAGUUUUUGAAGAUUCAUGCAGUGAAAGAAGAAACAGCCAAUGGCUUCAGAAUCCGUGGUCCCAGAGCAGGGAAAACAAAAUCUGGUAAAGGGAAAAAGGCGGCAGCAGCAGCAGCAAACUAGGUCUUCCAACAAUGAUGGUGAAGAUGACAUCUUUGUAUUUGAAGCAAAUGAGGCUUGGAAGGAUUUUCACAGCUCUCUUCUUCACUUCUUUGAAGCUGGAGAGCUCUGCGAUGUUACACUGAAGGUUGGUUCAAAAUUUAUCUCCUGCCACAAACUGGUGCUAGCUUGUGUUAUACCUUACUUCAGAGCCAUGUUCCUUUCAGAAAUGGCUGAAGCCAAGCAGACAGUGAUCGAGAUCAGGGACUUUGAUGGCGAUGCAAUAGAAGACCUAGUGAAGUUUGUGUACUCCUCCCGACUUACUCUGACGGUGGAUAACGUCCAGUCUCUCCUGUACGCUGCUUGCAUUCUGCAGGUGGAACUGGUAGCAAAGGCGUGCUGUGAAUACAUGAAGCUGCACUUCCAUCCCUCCAACUGCCUGGCAGUCAGGGCAUUUGCAGAAAGCCACAACCGCAUUGACUUGAUGGAAAUGGCAGAUCAGUACGCUUGCCAACAUUUCACAGAGGUGGUGGAGUGCGAAGACUUUGUCAGUGUGUCACCACAGCACCUUCAUAAGCUCCUGUCCUCCAGUGACCUGAAUAUUGAAAAUGAAAAGCAAGUAUACAAUGCUGCUAUCAAGUGGCUGCUAGCCAAUCCACAGCAUCAUGCUACAUGGCUGGAUGUAAUACUUGCCCAGGUACGGCUGCCUCUCUUGCCCAUUUGUUUCCUUAUGGGUGUUGUGGCAAAGGAAGAGAUUGUCAAGCAGAAUCUAAAAUGUAGGGAUUUGCUGGAUGAAGCAAGAAACUACCACCUUCGCCUGAGCAGCAGGGCAGUGCCAGACUUUGAGUACUCCAUUCGCACAACACCAAGGAAGCAGACUGCUGGUGUGUUGUUCUGUGUUGGUGGCAGAGGUGGAUCAGGCGACCCAUUUCGCAGCAUUGAAUGCUACUCUGUCAGUAAGAACAGCUGGUUCUUCGGCCCCGAAAUGAACAGCAGGAGAAGGCAUGUGGGUGUGAUCUCUGUGGGAGGUAAAGUCUAUGCAGUAGGUGGACAUGAUGGAAAUGAACACUUGGGAAGCAUGGAAGUAUUCGAUCCUCUCACAAACAAAUGGAUGAUGAAGGCAUCAAUGAACACGAAGAGGAGAGGAAUCGCACUUGCCUCUCUGGUUGGCCCCAUUUACGCAAUAGGAGGUUUGGAUGACAACACUUGCUUCAGUGAUGUGGAAAGAUACGACAUUGAUUCCGAUUGCUGGAGUGCAGUUGCCCCAAUGAACACUCCCAGGGGAGGAGUUGGCUCUGUAGCCCUUGUGAACCAUGUUUAUGCUGUGGGCGGCAAUGAUGGCGUAGCAUCUCUUUCCAGUGUGGAGAAAUAUGAUCCCCAUUUGGAUAAGUGGAUAGAAGUGAAAGAAAUGGGUCAGCGAAGAGCUGGCAAUGGGGUCAGUGAGCUCCAUGGCUGCCUGUACGUUGUCGGUGGCUUUGAUGACAACUCUCCCCUGAGCUCAGUGGAGCGGUUCGACCCACGCAGUAACAAAUGGGAAUAUGUAGCAGAGCUUACAACUCCGAGGGGUGGUGUUGGCAUAGCGACACUGAUGGGUAAAAUCUUUGCAGUUGGAGGUCAUAAUGGCAACGUGUACCUGAAUACAGUGGAGGCAUUUGAUCCCAUAGUGAAUAGGUGGGAACUCGUCGGCUCCGUGUCGCACUGCAGGGCAGGGGCCGGCGUGGCUGUGUGCUCUUGUUUCAGCAGCCAGAUCCGGGACGUGGGCCAGGGAUCCAGCAACGUUGUUGACUGCAUGUGAGCUCUGCUGCUUCCUCCGAAUUCCAGAGGAAUGCGAGCAGGGAGGCACUGCAGAGCUUUUAAACACCGUGUUUUGUAUGGUAGCUUAAGAAAUAAAACCAAUACAUUCUUGUUGUGAAAAUGUUACCUUCUGCAACUGUAAAGCUUUUGGUGGCUGUCUGCCAACAGUGAUACAGAAAAGCCUGUGAAAACAUAGGAUACAAGAGUGACUCACAGGAGAGAACUUGCAAAGAGCUGCAAUCAUUUGUUUUUGAGAGGCUCUAAUUUUAGAAUCAUUUGAGGCAGCUGCUGCAGGAACUCUGUAAUUGUAAACCAGGCAUGGGGUGAGUGAGGAGAGAGGGCAGCAGGUAGUACUGCUGAGCCUUACCCAACAGCCCUGCCAAAUGUUUUCUGAAGGACUUAAGUAACAUUUAAUAGAACCUAUUUUCAGGAAUAUAGUCUUAAACAUUUCCUAAUUACAAGAUCUUUGUAAUACAAAGCAUCUCAAAUUUUGGAAGGUAACGACAUCCCUAUUACACACUAAAGUAACUGCCCACCUUCCAAGGGGCCGCUGGCAACAAUGGAAAUUGCAUCUUUUCCAUCUGAAACCUGUAUUUCCAAGUACUUUCUCAAGCUAAUACAUUUGCUGGAAAGCUGAAAAGAUCCUUGACCUGAGUUUAGCCAUGGGAGUACUGGAAUUCACAAGUCUUCAAUCAAAUUUGUAGUAACUCCUGCCCCUCCCCACCCAAGGCAAGUUUCUGUUUAGAUAUCAUUCCUGAAGUAAGCAGUGUAAUUUGUCUUAAUAGGCCUCAGUGGUGUCUGAAUCACAAUUUUUAAACAAUUGGAAACACCUAUUAAAAGUUGCAGUAUUCUGUUAAGACCUUUAAAUACAACCCCAGGCAGUGAGAUGUCCAGUUUCAGUAUCCAGUAAUUGUAACUCUAAAGGUACUGGCUCUUUUAAGGGAGUUAGAUCAGGAAGCUUAGCAUCAAAACAGGUAGAUGACUUAAAGCUUACAUAAACCAAAGACAAUAAUCGACAAAAAGAACUGGAAAUAAACCAGUACUUAUAUAAAAAUUUUAAGUAGAAACUCAGCAGUCCUGUGUACAAAGGUGUCUUGCAUGAAGCCAGAAAUCCUGCAUUCUGAGUGAAGUACACCUGGAAAGACAGCAGAUUCCUGUUCCUGCAACACCUUGAACAGAACAAUUGACAAUCCUUUGUGACCAAACUUUCACCUUACCAGCUUGUUCCAAGUGACCAGGAAGAGCAGCAGACUCCUCUGCAUUCAGUACCAUGACAGAGGCAGGACAUCAAGAGUGUAAGGCACAGGCAUGUUUUGCUGUUCAGUUACUGUCAUUCAGCUUUUCUGUUUCAUGUGGCUUGCACUUGGGUAGCACCCAGGGACAAAGCGAACGGUACUGUGAAUAAUGAACCAUUGCAAUAAAUGUUUGUACUUCAAAGCA